GUCUACUGUAGGCGGGCGGAUGAUGGGAUGGAUGUGUGUAAAGCCCUCUUUAUAAAGGGCCGCAAUCUUCGCAAUCAGUUGGAGCACGAGAUGGGUGAUAAGGGCGAGGGCGGAGUGGAUGCCAGCGGAGAUAAAUGCGGCGAUGACACUGGCGAUAGCAACAGAAGCAGCAGCAACAACAACAACAACAACAACAACAACAACAACGACGACUACAACAACAACAUCAACAACAUCAACAACAACUGCGGCGAUGCAGGGGGUGGCAACAACAACAACAACAACAAUUACAACAACAAUAAUGAUGAUGGUGGUCGUGACAACGAUGGUGGCGGCAACGAUCACGGCAGCAGCAGCAACAACAACAACCAUAACAUUCACGACAGCGGCAGCAGCAGGGUUGAGAGCGGGGUUGGGGAUGACAUCAACAACAACAGCGAUGAUGCCGAUAGUGUUGACGACGGAGGCAGCGAUGACCACGGCAGCAGCGGGGCUGAAAGCCUUAGCACGACGGGUGUGAUGCCGCAUGCUGAAGUGGAGGGGAUUGGGAUUGAUGUGGAUAUGAGGUUUGCCAUCUCCCCCUCCCUUCCCCCUUUUAACCUCGUCGUCUGGUUGAGGAUAGGAGUGGGAUGAUUGUUGUUGAGUGUAUUGCCAAUUGAUGUUGAUUGGUGUUGUCCGGCCCGCAAUACCAAUCAACAAUGGAGUGCUGA
Molecule: messenger RNA, 710 nt
Organism: Chara braunii
Lineage: Eukaryota; Viridiplantae; Streptophyta; Charophyceae; Charales; Characeae
Source: the annotation of a GenBank genome assembly